GCUAGACGUAUUGUGCGAUUCCAUUGCUGUGAACAAUGAUAAGGUAGAUUACUCUUCCUCCUAGUACAUCAUACCAUUCCACAUUGACUCUUAACAUCCUUAAAUCUGGCACACAACUUCUAGUGAAACGCGUGGAAAGAUAUUGCGUUCGCAUUCAGGCCCAUUGCUACCGCAUAGUUGGUAUAGAGAUACGUAUCGGGUGGGAGGGUGAUGUCCAAGGCCACCGAUAACAAUAUCCCAUCUCAGGACGCCGGCCGUGUGGGUGCUGCAAAGGACGACGUUCCAGUACCAACCGUGCCAGCGGAGCAUGACACGGCCAGUGUUAUGAAGAGCGCAGGCUCUUCGACGUUACGAGCCGAGCAACAUGCAGAAUACCCGCCAAAGGUAGACGGACAGCCACAAGCGAACGGGGUCAUAAAGCCUUCCAGGCCCGGCUUGCCUCGAUUCACCACCUCGAAGGAGAACGUUCUGGCGCAAUUCUUCAUCGGGAGCAUAGAUCAGGGCACGACUAGUACGAGGUUCAUCAUCUUUGACGGCACAGGGCAACCUGUCGCAAGCCAUCAGCAUGAAUUCAAGCAGCAUUAUCCGCAAUCAGGCUGGCAUGAGCACGAUCCGAAAGAGCUUAUCGCGAGCGUUGAAGUGUGCGUGAAGAAAGCAGUAGCGACAUUUCAAGCAAUGGGACAUGACAUCGAGGACAUCAAGGCGGUGGGUUUGACUAAUCAGCGAGAGACCACGUGCGUAUGGAAUGUCGAAACAGGCGAGCCUUUGUACAAUACUAUCGCGUGGCCAGAUACUCGAACGAAGGGUCUCGUGCGAGACCUGAAGCAGAAGGAGAAGGAUAUGGGUCUGGACUUGACAUACUUGACUGGUCUGCCGCUCUCGACCUAUCCGUCUUCGGUGAAGCUGGUAUGGCUGUUACAACACGUGCCGGCAGUGAAAGAAGCGUACGAAGCAGGCAAGCUAGCUUUUGGCACCGUUGACGCCUGGCUCCUUUACAACCUCAACGGCAAGAAUAGGGACUAUUUCGUCACGGAUUCGACUAACGCAAGCCGGACCAUGUUCACAAACUUACACACAGUGAAGUACGAUGACAAGCUAUUAGACUUCUUCGGGCUGGACAAGACCAAGCUACACCUUCCACGCAUAGUGCCAAGCUCGGAUGCAGACGCUUACGGCAAGAUUGUAUCAGGUCCUCUAACGGGCAUGAAGAUUGCGGGUUGUCUCGGCGACCAGUCUGCGGCUCUGGUCGGACAGCAAGGCUUCACGCCGGGCUCAGCGAAGAACACUUACGGCACUGGAUGCUUCUUACUGUAUAACGUAGGCGAAGAGCCUGUUAUCUCGAGUCACGGCUUACUGGCGACUAUUGCCUAUGACUUUGGCCGGCACCGCAAGCCCGUAUAUGCAUUAGAAGGCUCAAUAGCGGUCGCCGGCUCGGGCGUCAAAUUCAUGAUGAACAACAUGGGCUUCAUCACCCACUCUCACAAGAUAUCCGAACUGGCCGCCACCGUGGAAGACAACGGCGGCUGCGUCUUCGUCACCGCAUUCUCCGGCCUCUUUGCACCAUACUGGAUCGACGACGCUAAGGGAACCAUCUUCGGUAUCACGCAACAUACCCAACGCGGCCAUAUCGCUCGCGCUACGCUCGAGGCUGUCUGCUUCCAAACGAAAGCCAUCCUAGACGCUAUGGAGAAGGACUCAGGCCACAAACUGCAUCAGCUUGCCGUUGACGGCGGGAUGUCGAACUCCAACCUGUGUAUGCAAACGCAAGCGAACAUCAUCGGCAUACCCGUGGAUCGACCGGCGAUGAGGGAGACGACGGCACUAGGCGCGGCGAUUGCGGCUGGUUUUGCGGUCGACAUCUGGAAGGAGUUUGAUGAAUUGAAGGCGAUUAAUCAGAAAGACCGGACUAUCUUCACGCCCGAUAUUGGACCUGAGGAGUCGGCGAAGAUGUUUCGGAAGUGGUCCAGGGCGGUGGAGAUGUGCCGGGGAUGGUUGGAUCCAGAGGAGAGUGCGGACGACUUCUAGAUGGUCGAGGACUAUAUGGUGGCUGUCCAUGCCUUGGUACUCGUCUCUCGAGGAUGGUAUAGGAUUGCUUUAAAGUAGAUUUGGCUCGUCCUGCAGGACUGUAGAGCAUGCUUCAUCCGCCUGCAAGCGUGUGAAGCCUUGGGUAGGGUUUCGCUCACUGAGAGGUUGGGUAUGAAGCUGGAGGGUUCAGCGGUCAAAAUCAUGUCACUUGCUUCAUGUUCUGCUAUUUCUCGAUGCUGCUUUCUCACUGUUCUUGCCGUUCAUGUCACUAAGCUCAUGCGCUGAUGAGUGUAAUAGGUGCAGAUUGCAUGGACGACUGGGCCACAUAACUCCGUCAAAUCAAUGACACUAGCGAUAACACAGAAUGGUCCGAGUCUUGUUAUGCUGCGAGCAGU
Molecule: messenger RNA, 2420 nt
Organism: Baudoinia panamericana UAMH 10762
Lineage: Eukaryota; Fungi; Ascomycota; Dothideomycetes; Mycosphaerellales; Teratosphaeriaceae
Exons: 2
Coding region: 211-2025 (604 amino acids)
Biological process (GO): glycerol metabolic process; glycerol-3-phosphate biosynthetic process; triglyceride metabolic process
Cellular component (GO): mitochondrion
Molecular function (GO): glycerol kinase activity
Source: RefSeq, a predicted model, not a curated record